CGGCUGAAGUACGCUUGCUGUGUUUGCUAAAAAACAGGUACUAGUCCAUUUCAAGCAAAGGAUCAUUGAACUUCCUGCACUGCUUUUGAGCAACUCCUCAUUUGAAAACCAUGUGUCUGCUCUCUUACCUCUAGGCUUGCAUGUGCUACACCCUCUUGCCCCUGGCUUUCUGAGGCUCUUCACGACCAUCAGACCAAGCUCAGGUCUGCGAAGAGGAAGUGGCAAGAGACCCUACUGAUCUCUACAAUUUAACUCCUUUGCUGGAUUAGAUUAGAUAAAACAAAUGUAUUAAUCCCUGUGAGGGGAGAAUUCAUUCGCCAUUUCACAAUCCACAUAAAAUACCUUCUGAAACUCUUUGCUCCCCCAACAAACCAUGGCAAAGAACAACACACUGGCUAGAAUUCCCUAAUAAAAAAACAUAGAGAAGCUUCCUGUCAAUCCCUACAGAGUCCAACUUCAAGAAGUAUAGUCUUGACUUUGCCUUUUUAAAAACCGCCUAGCUAUUUCUCUUCCAAUUUAGUUUUCUCUCUCGGUACACACAAAGAUAUUGUUAUGAUUGAACUAUCUCAACAUUCUGAUCUCUAAUUAUCAAAGAUGGUAUAUCUUCCUUAUGACGUCUAAAAUCUCUAUUCAACUCUUUAUUUUUUCCAAAUUCAACCUUCACACCAUAAAACAAAUAAUUAAAUCUCUCUUUGAUAGUCUGCAUCAGUACCUUGAUUGAUCAAUCCUUAAAGGGCUGUAUCAUCCAGCGUUUCCCAUACAAUGCAUUUACUUGGGCGUCCGGCCCAGGUAAAUUUAUGGCUGCCCAAUUGUAUUUGGUGUAAAAAAAAUAUCCAUCCGUGCUCAUGACUGUAUCUGUGAUCGAAUAACUAUUGGAUAAACAGCGCAUACGUGUCUUCUCUCCUUCCUGACUUGUUCGGUGUGAGUCAGAACUUGUGAGUGAAGCGUUAAUAUUUCUCGCGGAGCGGAGAGUGCCUUUCUGAAAAGCACAACGGCAACAGCAUGCGCCAACUACAAACGCCACGUCCAUUUGCGGAGGUGCGUGGGCGACAAAAGGUUUGAUACAGGCUCAUUUUAGUUAAAAAACAUUAUAACAUUUAUAUUUAUUUCUGUUAAGAAGAUAUUCUGUCACUUACCCAAUGUCACAAAUUUGCUUUUCUGAAAUAAAACCUGAAUAAACCUCCGGCCUAGGCCGACAAAUUUGAUCUCCGGAGGACCCAUGCAGCUUUCGAAGACGCAGCUACCUUGUCCAAGUUUCUAAAAGUACAUUUUAAAAUGCUGUAACACUUGAGGUUUGACUUUUUAAGACCGCAUUUCCCCCUGGUCUAUUUUUCUUUUAUUAACCCCAGUAAUGAUAAAGGUCUUCAUAGUGUAUUUCAUCUUUUGUGCAUUUAUUUUGAAUGUUGCACUGUGGCAAUUCAAAUCAAAUAUACUUUAUCAGUUAAUAUACAGUUAUUUUAGGCACUCUUUAAAUAAAAAAUGACGAAAAAUAUUGGCUGUAAUGUCACAGAAUGUCAGACUGAAACAUAACUGUUCUUUUUCAGCCUACUCCUUUAUCUAGCUUCGAUCUUGUAAUAAGCGAAAAUUUGUCUGCAAGAUGUUGUACAUCAUCUAGAUGUAUUUGUGGCAGCUCUGCAAGGGACUUGGUAAACUCCAUUCUGAGCUGCUAGCGGAAGUAACGAUAAACUGCUUCACGGCACAUAUACACCGUCUAAAGGCCGGCGAGAACCAUCUCUUUCAAAAGGCAUGGGCUCAAACUAGCACAGCCAGAGAUAGCAAGAUAAAUACAGACCCCUCUGUUUGGAAGAGAAAUUUCCGAAGUGCUCUUCGUGCCAAAGGCUUUACGAUGAUAUUGGACAACAAGAAUGAUCCCGAAAAUCCCCAUAAAAUAUAUCUAUUUCCAACUGAAUCAAAUUCUGCAGGCUCUAAGAGGUCUCAAGAAACUAAUGCAUCAAAGGAAUGGAAUUUAGGGGAUGAAGAACUAUUCACCACUCUACCAUCCCAUGAUUUGGACAGCAGUUUUCAUGGCCUUAACCUCCUGGAUAGUUCCAAACAAGAAGAAAGUCAUUUAGAUUGGCAUGAGGGUUUUGUUGAUCUGGCUGAAGAAGAACUGUACCAAGAAAACAGUCAUUGUGUUACACCACAGUUUACUAAAGAGAGUUCUACUGAAAUGGUGCAUUCAGUACAGGAAUCUUACAGAACUUCAGCUGGAGGUGCUAUUGGUGGGUUAGAGCAGGAAGAAAUGGGACAAUUUUCAGCAGCUGAAAGAACAUAUGAGAUGGCACAAUACUUCCCAGAUGGGGAACAUGUGGGUAAUCAAGUUGCUAAUCAUGGUGCAACUGGUACGUUAGAAACAUUUUUUCAUAUAAAGGUUUAUUACAAAGGGAAGAUGAUGUUGGAUCAUUUGUUGGAGAAUGAUGCUGGUUUCCGAUUGGUGUAUCAGGGAAGCAUGGACUCCAGUGCAAUGGAGAGCGCAGUGCCAGUGGUGAAUCUACCUAGCCCAGAUAAUAUUCAUGAUCAAACGCAGGCAAUGCUUACAAGACAAAUCCUGGAGAAUCUGGGGGGUUUGGAGCUGCGUAGAUCAGAUGGAUUGGUUUUGGGCCACCGUUCGGGAAAAAGCAGGGUCUUCUGGGGUCUUUGCAGACAUGAAAAGAGCCAAACAGUCAGAGAACUCUCUAAAAACACGCCUGAAGUCAUAUACUUUUUUAAGGACUAUGUAUCAGGUUUGAUGGAGUUUAUAAAAACAAACAGUGGACCGUCACCAUCUUACACCCUGUACUUCUUUUUGGGCGAAAAAUGGCCAGACCCUAAAAUGAAACCAUGGGAGAAGAAACUCAUCAUGAUAGAGGUUGUUCUGACUUCUCUGGAGGCCUUGAAUAAGAUGGCUGUUGAAUGUGGUGCUUCCUCACUGGAGUCAAUGGAGCUUCAAGUCUCGUUGGAGCAAAUGAUGGAGUUGUGUUAGGAGGCUCACUUUAGUAUGGAAACUACUGGACCUCUUGAAUCAAAACUAUUUUCUUAAACUGUUGACUUGAGUUAAUCUAAAUAUGGUAAUAUUUAUAAUCAUGAUGCAACCUGUACGUACACACUGUAAGUAUGCAUUUUGAUUUAUAUUUUGUUGAUUCUGUGUUAUGCAUUUUAACACAUUUUAUGAUGAUUUUGUGUUAAACGAAUGAACGGGACUACACAUAUUCAGUUAAAAGUAACACAAAAUUAAUUGACAUGUUUGUUGUUGUUGGAACUGAUAGAUCUGGAUAGAAACAUACACUUGUUUCUUGUCAUUUCAUUUUAUUAUUAUAUUUCAUUUAUCCCAUUUAUUACAAUAUUCAUCAUAUGUAUUCAUUCCUUUAUUUUAUUAUUCACUUCCAUUCAUAUUAUUUGCUCCUUACUUUCCUGUUGUUUAACCUCAUUGGGAGUUGUAUUGUGUCUUAUGCUGAUAUGAGUAUCCAUUGGUCUCCAUCUCAAGGUUCAUAAUAAUGUCAUGAGACAAUGUUUUGAUACUGUAAUCUUGAAUGGUUAAAAACACAUAUUGAAUCUGUUUCUAGUCAGACGAAGUUUGGCAGAGCUUGACUGAGCAUCAACGCACAACUGAGAUUAUUCGAUAAAUCAUUUGUCUAUCUAUUUAACAUCACUUCGUCUUCUGCCUGCUGUUCUUCCCCUAAGCUCUGUAUCUCCCUGGUGGUUGGGUUAAAGGAUUGACUCGCAACAGAGUUGAUAUCUCCAGGUGUAAUUUGUUCCUGACAGAGAGAGAUCUAGUGAAACUGGACUCAAAGUUUAUCUCUAUAAGAUCUACUAGCCAUAUCUCAUAGUUGGAUCUAUCAGAACACAGUCUGUGCGUGUAGCUCUCAAGCUUGAAUCUGUUAAAAACAGAUGAACCAAAACACUGAACUUUGAAAUCUUCAUCACACUCUUCAAGCAUUCAUAAACAAUGUGUGCAGUAUUGUACCACGCGUGGAUUAUCCUGUUGAAAGAACCCACUACCACCAAGUCAUGCCAUUGUCAUGUAGGGGUGUACCCUGAAGGAUAUUUCAUAAAACAAUGGUACUAAAUAAUCCAGACAAUUUUGGUUUGUUAGUUAGAGCUGUUUCCUUGUGAAUUGCUCACCUUUUCACCCUGUGUUGAAUAAACUGUUUGUGUGUGCACCU
This is a messenger RNA of Triplophysa dalaica, 4142 nucleotides long. RefSeq names its product interferon regulatory factor 3 (gene irf3). The record is from RefSeq and is a predicted model, not a curated record. Gene Ontology annotation, cellular component: nucleus. Gene Ontology annotation, molecular function: protein binding; DNA-binding transcription factor activity, RNA polymerase II-specific; RNA polymerase II cis-regulatory region sequence-specific DNA binding. Gene Ontology annotation, biological process: regulation of transcription by RNA polymerase II; immune system process. The transcript is spliced from 12 exons. Lineage: Eukaryota; Metazoa; Chordata; Actinopteri; Cypriniformes; Nemacheilidae. The coding region runs from base 1616 to 2962 and encodes 448 amino acids.